Molecule: messenger RNA, 1304 nt
Organism: Lasiosphaeria miniovina
Lineage: Eukaryota; Fungi; Ascomycota; Sordariomycetes; Sordariales; Lasiosphaeriaceae
Product: Intradiol ring-cleavage dioxygenase
Exons: 5
Coding region: 1-1158 (385 amino acids)
Molecular function (GO): ferric iron binding; oxidoreductase activity, acting on single donors with incorporation of molecular oxygen, incorporation of two atoms of oxygen
Source: RefSeq, a predicted model, not a curated record
AUGCACUUCACUUCGCUCUUUGCCAGGGCUCUCGCCGGCGCGGCCAUCGUCUCUGCUCAUCCUGGUCACGACCAUGAGGCCGAGCUGGCAGCUCGCGGGGCGAUGCUAAGCCGCUUCUCCCGCCGGGACCUCAGCCACUGCGCCGAGAAGAUCAAGGCCCGUGGCCUGCACGCUCGCUCUGUCAAGAGACGUACCGCACUGGCGGCCGAUCUCAUGAAGGAGGCGCACCUCCGAGCCCGCGAUCUUGACUCUCUGCUCAACACCACGCACCACUCAACCGGGUGCUAUACCAUCAAGACGCCGCCGAGCGAGAUAUUCGCGGCCAACAACUCGUGCAUCCUGAGCCCAGAGGUGACCGAGGGACCGUACUACGUCGCUGGCGAGUAUAUUCGCCGCGAUGUGGUUGAGAGCCAGAAGGGGGUCAACCUCACGCUGGAUAUCCAGGUCCUGGACACGGAGACGUGCGAGCCAGUCACCGGCGCGUUCCUCGAGAUCUGGCACACCAACGCCACGGGCGUGUACUCGGGCGUGGCCGCGGCGGGCAACGGCAACAGCGACGUCGACACGUCCAACAUCAACGCCACGUACCUACGCGGCGUGCAGCAGACGGACACCGACGGCGUCGUCCAAUUCGCCACGCUCUUCCCGGGCCACUACACGGGUCGCGCGACGCACAUUCACGUCAUGGUGCACACCGAGGCGACGGCACAGGCCAACGGCACGCUGCUCGACACGACGGCGUCGCACGUGGGCCAACUCUUCUUCGACCAGGAGCUGAUCGGGCAGGUCGAGACGUCGAGCCCGUACGCGACCAACACGCAGGCCCUCACGACCAACGCCGAGGACAGCAUCCUGGCUCAGGAGGCCGCCACCGGCGACCCCUUCCUCGAGUACGUGCUGCUGGGCUCUGCUAUUGAGGACGGCCUACUCGGCUGGAUCAGCUUCGGCAUCAAUUCGACCCUGCACCGCGAGGUCUCCGCUGCUGCUACUCUUACUGAGGACGGCGGUGUCGCCAAUUCCAAUGCCGAACCCUCCGGUGGCACUGGCGGCCCGCCCCCGACUGGCGGCUUCCCCAGCGCCCCUGGCUCGACUGGCGGCUUCCCCGGCGCCCCUGGCUCAACUGGCGUUCCCACGGCCACGGCCACGGCCCCUGUCUAAGUGCAGACGGUGCCUAGAGGGUGUCUGCCAAGCCAGAGAACGACGAGACAUCAUGAGGCGUGCUAGUUGGAUUUGGUUGUGCUGGCUGCUCGUGAUAGAGUGAGCUCAGAGUCACAGAGACAUAAGUUGCGUGCGGGUCUGUCUUC